AUGGAAGAUACGGAACGUUCAGGCUCCGCGUCUGAGGAAACGCACCAUUAUGUCUCGCACACGUCGCUCUCCAGCCCUGACGCGUAUGCAGCAAACCCACGGUUUAGACAGUUACAGGAAGAACUUCGAUAUGUGCUAUUCACAGCCGUGGCGAGUCAUGGUCCUAGCAGAUGUCCGUCUCCUACAAGAACAGGCUCUGAGUUGGUUGAGACAGCCGCAUCAAAGUUCUGGAAACAAAGCCUCGACUCGGCACAGGUGCCGAUACCCAAAGCCAGAUUGAUCUAUUAUUUGAAGAAUUGGAUUACUGAAUGUGCACCUCAUCUCGACAAAUUCGACGAGAACAGCCAUUUCGGCGUUCAAAUCCCGAUUCUUGCGCAAAAUUCGCCUUCGUUACUGUAUGCCAUUCUAGCCUUUUCAGCACGCCAGUCCGAGCGCAAGGCGUGCUUCAAGAACAGUCGCGAUAGCCUAGAACUUUACCAAGAAUCGAUUCGGCUGUUGACCCCCUAUCUGCAGACCAGAGACCCGAAUGUGCUUAUGACAGCUUGUAUCCUGGCGUGUAUGGAGCUAAUGUCCGUCAGCGCCCGCGGCUGGCGACGCCAUGUCGAGGGAUGUGCGGCUCUAUUCGACUCAUAUAUGAUUAACGGAUUUUCUGGGGGUCAUCUACAGGCAGUCUUCUGGUGUUAUGCACGUAUGGAACUGUGCGGUGUAAUCAUCUCUGACGGGACGGAAAGCACGGUGCUUCCUCUUGAUAAAUGGGUCCCUCAGGAGGCCACUGUCGGGGUUUCUCCCGAUAAGAAAGAGGAUCAAAUUCGAGAUCUAUUCUAUGCAAAAGGCUCGUCUACGCCGGAUAUGCACGCUAACUGGGCCGUUUAUCUCUGCACCAAGACAUGCAAUCUCACCUGCCGGCGAUCGAGGUCCGUGGAGCUCGGCGAAGUGGACCAAGAUGACCCGAGGCCAUUUUCCGAGCAAUGGGUGCGGCUCUGGGAGGAACUACAAUUCUGGCGAGAACAUCGUCAUCCAGCCAUGCUACCAGUCAAGGCUACAUCAAUGGACGAUGAGCAAACUUUUCCCAAUAUUCUCUUCGCGCACUGGGCGGCUAUCUCGGGCAAUCAGCUGUACCAUACUGCAUGUAUCAUGAUGCUGGAAAUGAAACCUCUGAACAUACCAUUAUCGUCAUCUAGUCCGUACUGCUCCGCUAUCUGGCACGCCAGGCGGGUAUGCGGGAUAUCAUUGACGAACCCGCAUAGUGGGAGCCUCAUUAACGCCAUCCAGCCGUUGUAUAUUGCUGGAAAACUCCUGACGCACUGGGAUGAGCAUCUUGAAGUCGCUCGGUUGUUUAGAACGAUCGAGUCUACGACCGGAUGGGGUGCUUUGUGGCGAUUGCGAGAUCUUGAGCAGGCUUGGGGUUACGAGGCUAAUGAAAUCUUGUCUGCUAUUUGA
This is a messenger RNA of Talaromyces amestolkiae, 1440 nucleotides long. RefSeq lists its product as uncharacterized. Gene Ontology annotation, molecular function: DNA-binding transcription factor activity; transcription cis-regulatory region binding. Gene Ontology annotation, cellular component: nucleus. Gene Ontology annotation, biological process: positive regulation of transcription by RNA polymerase II. NCBI's taxonomy places the organism in Eukaryota, Fungi, Ascomycota, Eurotiomycetes, Eurotiales, Trichocomaceae. The transcript has a single exon. Bases 1 to 1440 code for a protein of 479 amino acids. The record is from RefSeq and is a predicted model, not a curated record.